UAUGCUAUUGCACAUUGUUUUAAACUUUUAAACAAACCAACACUUUUGCUGUUUGUAACAACUAUUUCACUAUACUUAUUUUGUUCACUUGAAAAUAAAAGUCAAGUCAAUAUGACCAGUAAUAUGGGUAGGCUAUCAAAAUGAUAUAAUUACAGAAAAUACACAGAACACAGUUUAGUGUUUAGUGCCAGAAUGUAUAAAUUUGGAAUAGAUGUAUACUGACUUAGACUUAGACACAGCUGGCGAAUAUUUUAAUGACACUACUGAAAAUCAUAUUCAAUUGAACAAAAAGCAUUUGGCCAAUGAGCAUCUAAAACUAAACCAUAUAAAUCAGUGGUUCUCAGGGUUGGUCCAGACCUGGACCCACUAUGUAUGUUGGGUUUUGGUACAGCCAGACUUUUCAUCUAAGGUUGUUUAAACUUGAACUUCAGCUUUAUUUAACACAAUACAGACUUUCCAUUUGCUCUGCCUUUGAAUUCUUCAGUUUCAGUAACUCUGUGUCCACUCUUUGAACAGUUAGGACCCAAAUAAUUUUACCAGCCAGUCUAUAAUUGAUUCAAUUAUAAAUGCGUAUGCCUAUUGUAUAUAAUGGCUUUAAUAUGACCAAGUGACAUUAAAAUUGUCGAACUGAGAAACAAUUAGUGGCUUUUUUUCUCAUUCAGAGGUCUCAGCAACGGUUGAAAAUUCAUACACCAGCAUACACAAUGGUUUUGGAACCACUGCUAUAAAUGGAAGUAGGAACGAGUUACUAAAUGUGAAGGGUUUAGCAGUCCGUCACGGACUUCGAUUCAGGGGACAGGAAAUGAAAGCAAUAGUACGGGAAAUAUGGCGGCGCCCUGUAAACAUACCAAUACCAAACUCGAGAACUAGUUGCCUCAUAUCGCUUUAACUAACAAUAAUUUAAUAUGGCUACAUCCAGCAGGGUUCAUUAGUAAACAGGCUAAUCAUUAUUCCAAGACAAAAUGUGGAAAAAUGUCAAGUAUGUUCAGCCAAAAGGAUUUAGACAAAUAGCAAUUAUUGGUAUGAAUUUACUCGCUCCAAAAACAUGUUGUUUUGGACUAUGGCGGGUCAGACGGAUUUUAUCGAGCUACAACAGCAGUGUACAUCACACGGACCAUUCUGUCCAGAAAGAGUGUAGAACGGAACCACCUUGGAAGGUUCUGUUCUUCGGAACGGACGAGUUCGCCGUGGAAUCUUUGAAAAUUCUCUAUGCUUCAAGACAGGAGUCUAGUGGCAGAAUCGUUGAAUCCCUUGAAGUAGUGACCUUAGACAAGGACCUGCCCGUCAGGAGAUUUGCCAGUGCGAAUAACCUUGUGGUCCAUGACUGGCCGCAUGUACAUCCGCAAGGACGGUUCGACGUGGGUGUGGUCGUGUCUUUUGGCUGUCUGCUUCGGGAGGGUCUGAUCCGUCAGUUUCAGUACGGGAUCCUGAAUGUUCACCCUAGCCUUUUACCCCGGUGGCGAGGCCCAGCCCCGGUGUUCCACACUGUUCUUCACGGAGACGCUGUCACCGGAGUCACCAUCAUGCAGAUUAGGCCCAACAGGUUUGAUGUGGGCCCUAUUCUCAGUCAAGAAGUCUGCCAGGUUCCAGAGCACUGUACAUCUGAACAGCUGGGAGCCAGUUUGGCCACUGUGGGAGCCUCUUUGUUAAUUGAAACCCUGAAAAAUCUUCCGGAGAGAAUAGCAAACAGGAAAGAGCAGUCAAAGGAAGGUGCUACUUUGGCCCCCAAAAUCAACACGGCCAUGAGUUGGGUGAUGUGGGAAGAGCAGACUUGCGAUCACAUCAGCCGUCUGUAUCGUGCUAUCGGCUCACGGGUCCCACUAAGAACCCUUUGGAUGGGAGACUUCAUAAAGCUUUUGGACUUUGUGGGGAAAUUCAGCGUAUCAGAAGCUGAAGACAGAGCAGUGCCAGGAUCCAUACUGUUCCACAAGGAGUCAAACACACUACUUGUUCGCUGCAAGGAUGGCUGGGUGGGAUUCAAAACAGUGAUGCUGAGGAAAAGGCUUUCAGCUGCAGAUUUUUACAAUGGCUACCUUCACACCUUCUUCAUAAAGAGACAUUGCCUACAACACCAGCACUGCCUGUUUCAGAGCAAACUGGCCCAAACCAACGAACAGCCUUCAAGACUGACCCCUCCCAGACUGGGUGCACACGCAACUGGAACAGUUUAUCGCUCAAAAGACUGAACUUAAACGCGUUUGUGCCACAAACAUAUGCCUGUUUUAAGGCAGUGUUGAGGUGUUGUAUAAUUAUUAGCCCACAUUAGCUGACCAUGCCUGAAUGCAGUGGUAGGUGACUCAGUGAGGAGAAGGGAAACUGGCUUGAUACAGUUAAGCUCAAUUUUAAUGGGGAGAAGAAAAAAAACAUUUUCCCAGAAGAUUGUGACAUUGCUCUGUACACCAGACACGCUUAUUUUGCUUGGGCGUAACCUCUCUGAAUUGCUAUGACUCUUGAAGUGUGUGCAGUUUAUCAAUUUUGGUAAAGAGCAGAACUUUGAAUCAGCUUUUCUGAUUGGGCAGAAGCGAUGAGCUGCAUCAGCUGUCUCACAUGUGGAAGUGUGUGAUCUUUUUUAGUGUCACCUUUUACUGGUGACCAGGGCUAAUAAAACAGGGUUGAGACAGAAUGACAAGUCCAUGCCAGGGUUAUUAAAAAAUGCACAAAACAGGGCCCAGGUGGUAACUUUGCGUAAUGGCUGUGGUAGAUUCGGCUUUACUCCUACUGUCAACUCGCAAUUCGUUGUCCCCCUGUAUUUAGCUGCAUUUAGGAUUUCUAAAGUUCUACCCAGUCUUAAAAAGAGACCACCACAAUGCACUGAGAUGUAGGCUACGGGAAAAUUGAAACGUGGCAAUUUUUAAAUUGGAACAAUUUAUUAAAGGGUUACACAUUGUAAAUGCCAAAAUUGGGGGAUACAUAUUUUUUGUGCAAUUUGUCCUGUAGGUGGCUUGGAAAAAAAAAAACACUUUCAGUGCAGGAAUAACCCUGCAUGCAUUGCUGCCAAACCAGAAGAAAAUUAGGAAUGUUAUCACAUGGAGCUACUUGGUUCCAGUUUGACACCAGUGUGCACGCACGCACACACACCACAACCAAAUUUCAAUAACCUUGAGGACGGCCUCACUUAUUGGCUCUACCCUAUGUGUAGCUUAACCACUCCCUUGAUGCUGCAAUAAAAAGCCUACAUUA
Messenger RNA from Anguilla anguilla (European eel), 3180 nucleotides. RefSeq names its product mitochondrial methionyl-tRNA formyltransferase (gene mtfmt). The transcript is spliced from 9 exons. The record is from RefSeq and is a predicted model, not a curated record. Gene Ontology annotation, biological process: conversion of methionyl-tRNA to N-formyl-methionyl-tRNA; biosynthetic process. The coding region runs from base 963 to 2186 and encodes 407 amino acids. Gene Ontology annotation, cellular component: mitochondrion. Lineage: Eukaryota; Metazoa; Chordata; Actinopteri; Anguilliformes; Anguillidae. Gene Ontology annotation, molecular function: methionyl-tRNA formyltransferase activity.